AUGUUCCGUCAAUCAGCUCAGAGGUUAGUUGUUCGUUACCAAUCAUCAGUUGCUAAAACUGCACCAAAGCCAUUAUCGGUCGCCUACGUAGGUAAAUUAGAAACUAGAUGGGAAGGCUUACCGAAGGAAGAUCAAACUCAGUUGAUAGAUGAGUUGAAGGCUAGAAUGGAAUUACCUUGGCAAGAAUUGACACCAUCUGAAAAAAGAUCCGCUUAUUAUAUUUCGUUUGGUGAAUGGGGACCAAGAAAGCCAUUAUAUGGACCUGGUGACAGAGCCAAAGUUGUUUAUGGUGUACUUGGUGGAAUUGGAUUGGCUGUUUUAUUGUUUGCAGGACUUAGAUCUCUUGCAGCUCCAGAUCCAACUACUUUGAAUAAACAAUGGCAAGAGAAAUCUGAUGAAUACUUGAAGUCCAAAAAUGCCAAUCCUUUCACAGGUUAUUCUCAAGUUCAAUAA
Messenger RNA from Priceomyces carsonii, 453 nucleotides. It is a transcript of the gene COX5, whose product is annotated as cytochrome c oxidase subunit Va. Gene Ontology annotation, biological process: mitochondrial electron transport, cytochrome c to oxygen. The transcript has a single exon. Bases 1 to 453 code for a protein of 150 amino acids. Lineage: Eukaryota; Fungi; Ascomycota; Pichiomycetes; Serinales; Debaryomycetaceae. The record is from RefSeq and is a predicted model, not a curated record.